Messenger RNA from Stylonychia lemnae, 726 nucleotides. The record is from the annotation of a GenBank genome assembly. NCBI's taxonomy places the organism in Eukaryota, Ciliophora, Spirotrichea, Sporadotrichida, Oxytrichidae.
AUGGGUGACACUAUAGAAGAGCAAAAGGCUAAAGAUAUUGGAAAGAUGAACUUGUCUAGGACAGCAGAUGUAGAUCCUAAAAUUAAUGAAAAAUUCAAUUCAAAGACAAUUCAUAAUUUGACCUAUGACGAAAUUAUUAAAUACAAUAAAGAGAGAAAUAAGGGUACUUUCAUCGAUCGAUCAUGGAGAGAUUAGGUCAAUGAAGAUGAUGAUUUGGAUAACCCAAACACAACAAGAUGGGAAAAAUUCAAAGCUGGGAGGUAUAACUUUGGUAAUUUUACCAGGACUUAGGCUAAAAAACUAGCUAUAAAGCAAUAAAAAGUUGAGUUUAUUGAAAAAUUAGUAAACAAUAAAAAUAAGUAUGAAGAUGAUAGAGAUAAGUUGAUUCUAAGAAACUUAGAAAUUAAGGUAAUGGCACAGUAUAACCUAUACAGGUAUGGCAUGCUUAUAAGCGCUGUAGGGUUUUGCAUUUUCAACCUAAGCAACACCAAGAAAUCUAUACAUUCAAGACUCUUUCCUGUAAUCUUCAUAGGAACUUUUGCUUCAUUUUACAAUCAUUAAGUAGGGAUGUAUGGAGUUUAUUAGAAACUUGAUAAGUUUUUAGCUUUUGUGGCAGAAAAAUAAGAUACUUAAGUUGGCUAAGAAGCAGGACAGUUUAUAAAUGAGAUGAAUUUAACUAAUAAAUAAAAAUAGGAAUUGAAGGAAAAUUAAAUUCAAGUUGCUUGA